CCCUAUACUUAGAAAUUUUUAUUUAGGUUGCAAGUACCAAGUCUCCCUUAUGCGGUAUUUUUGGCAAAAGACAUGCAAACUUUCCUCUUUCGACAGCUGACCCCCAACCUCGUGCACUCUCCUCUCCCAAACUCAAGGAAGAAGACCAAAAACAAACAGAAGAAAAAGGAAGAAGACCAAAAACAAACAGAAGAAAAAGGAAAAGGAAAGGAAAAGAAAAGAAAAGGAAAAGAAAAGAAAAGAAAAGGAGUUGUUGAUUAUACAAUCAGACAAUUGAUCGUGCCAGGAAGACGCUGAGAAUACAACUUAAAACUACGUACCAUCAUAUGCAAUCGUUCGGAACUGUGUGUAGCUGUUGUUGACCAAGUAGGGAGAGAAGGAGGUGGAGAUAAUCUCAUGGUCCAAUUUGUGCUUCCCCCACCAUCACCAUCACCAUCACCAUCACCCAAUACAACGAUUUCAACACCACUGUUACCACCCAAAAUAAGGUCAGGAAAUAGGUUGAAUCGUCAUGUACGAAAUGCUCUCAUCCUUGUAUCUCUUGUUUACCUCCUGGUUAUAAGAUGUGAAUCAUUGUCACCAGAAGAAGGAGAGAGGGAAAAAAAUGCACUAUUGGAAUUUAAGAGUUCAUUAGAGAAUGGAGACAUGGUGCUAGGGAAUUGGAACAAUCCAUCAAGAUGUCCAUGUCCCCAAGUAGGAUCAGGAUCAGGAUCACAAACACCAAGAACACCUUGGACUGGGGUGAUUUGCAACAACGGCAAUGUAUGGGGGAUCCAACUUGAUAAUAUGAAACUAUCGGGGGAAAUUAACGUGGAUUCACUUCAACAGUUGGGGCAAUUGAGGACGUUGAGUUUGAUGAACAACAACUUUGAAGGGCCGUUUCCAGAAUUUAGGAAGCUAAGAUCAUUGAAGGCGUUGUAUAUAUGCACAAAUAAGUUUUCUGGAGAUAUUGAUGAUGAUGCCUUUGUGGGUAUGUCUUCUUUAAAGAAAGUGCACUUGGCAUACAAUGAAUUUAGCGGUGAUAUACCCAGAUCAUUGGCAUCUUCUACGAGUCUUACAGAGUUGAGGAUAGAGAAUAACCAAUUCAUGGGCCCCAUCCCAGAUUUCCCACACACUCUCAUCACAUUCAACGCUUCUAACAAUCAUUUACAGGGUCCUAUCCCACCUUUUCUUAACGAGAUUACUGAUGCCUCCUCUUUCACAGGCAAUGAUGAAUUAUGUGGGCCACCGAUAAGUCCGGUAUGUGAUGAAAGUGGAGCUUCCUAUAAUCCUUAUUCGUCAACAGAUGAAACCCAUAAGAAGAUGUCCAUGUUGACAGUCAUAGUUAUGAUAAUAUCAGCUUUGCUAGCAAUAACAGCAAUUGCAACACUUUUCAUGUUGUACCUUCUGGGUAAGAGUCGAAUAGAUCACAUGAGAGACUACAGUGAAGGAUCUUCAUUUUCAACUUGUACAAGUCCAGGGGGAUCUGUCAUGGUGACUGAACAACAAUUAGAUUCUAAGAAGCCUCCAUCUAUAGUGGGUGCACAAGGGAAAUUGACAUUCUUGAAGGAAGAUGGGCCGAGGUUUGACCUGAACGACCUGCUUAGAGCAUCCGCAGAGGUUCUUGGUUAUGGAAGCUUUGGGUCAGCUUACAAGGCAGUGAUGAUGGAUGGACAAGCUCUGGUUGUGAAAAGAUUCAGACAGAUGAGCAACUGCGGGAAGGAGGAGUUCCAUGAGCAUAUGAGGACGCUUGGGAGGUUGUCACACCCUAACUUGCUUCCUCUUACAGCAUACUAUUAUCGUAAAGAAGAGAAGCUCUUGGUUUUUAACUUCGUACAUAAUGGCAGCCUACAAAGGCAGCUUCAUGGAAAACAUACAACCGAAAAGCUUGAACUUAACUGGCCAACUCGCUUAAAGAUUAUAAAAGGAGUUGUAAAGGGUAUGGCUUAUUUGUACACAGAAUUACCUAAUCUGUUAGUGGUUCAUGGUAACCUUAAAUCUUCUAACGUACUCAUCGACAAAUCCAUGCAACCCCUGUUGAUGGAUUACACCUUGCUCCCUGUGGUAAACGUGGAACAUGCACAGAACAUGAUGGUGGCUUACAAGGCACCUGAAUACAUUAAAGAUGGUCGCAUCAGCAAGAAGUUGGAUGUUUGGAGCCUAGGGAUAUUGAUACUCGAGACAAUGACAGGGAAGUUGCCUGCAAACAGCUUGGCACAAGGGCAACCAAGUAAGUAUGGGAGCGAGUUGGGUAAGUGGGUGGAGUCCAUACAGGGGGAAGCGGUGGAGGAGGUGUUUGACAAGGACAUGAAGGAUACAGACAAUGCGCAGGGCCAGAUGGUGAAGCUUAUCAAGAUCGGGCUGGAAUGUUGCGAGGUGGAUGUGGAGAAAAGGCCAGAAAUGGAAGACGUUGCUAAUAAGAUUCAACAGUUAGAUGAGAGGGACAAUUGAUUGAUUAAAACCCCACCCGCAUAUCUUUGCUUUAUAUUAUUUGUAGUAGUAACUAUUAGCAUAGAUUUGUAAUUCUCUCUUUUUAUAUUUGGCAGAUGUCCAUCUCAUAUAUAUGGCAUUCCUUCAUACUUGUACUUUGUAUCUUACAGGAAUAAGAGAACACAAUCUUUAAGGG
Lactuca virosa is the source of this 2605-nucleotide messenger RNA. The record is from the annotation of a GenBank genome assembly. Lineage: Eukaryota; Viridiplantae; Streptophyta; Magnoliopsida; Asterales; Asteraceae.